This is a messenger RNA of Oreochromis aureus, 2633 nucleotides long. Its product is annotated as probable polypeptide N-acetylgalactosaminyltransferase 8. The coding region runs from base 110 to 1996 and encodes 628 amino acids. The transcript is spliced from 11 exons. The record is from RefSeq and is a predicted model, not a curated record. Lineage: Eukaryota; Metazoa; Chordata; Actinopteri; Cichliformes; Cichlidae. Gene Ontology annotation, cellular component: Golgi apparatus.
CAAACCAGUUAUUGUUCACCACAGUCGGUACAAACUGCUCGAUCUCGUCAGUUCAGUUGCUGAGUGUAUCUGAAGUUUUAUUAUCUGACUAGGAGGUCAGUGUGUCACUAUGAGGGGAACGUGGAAAAAGCGGACAUUCUUUUUACUGGGGACCAUAGUGGGCCUCUUCUUUUUGGGCAUGUUUCUGAAGAACGGAUACCAACCUGGUGUGGAUACCGAUAAAGAUUUGGACACACCGCGUAUGAUCAGGAGUUUUUCCAACCUGGAGGCAAGCAUCAGCAAUCUAAACGAUGCACUCAGACGUUUUGAGAAAAAGCAGGAUGCCAUGCAGAAGAUGUUAGAAGCAGACAGCGACAGACACAGAAAAUCAGCAGAGGUCCAAAAGCAAGCAGAGAAGCAGAAGGAAGGUGAUGCAAAUAUCCAACCCCAAAAUGAGGCAGCCCCAAUGAAAAAGUCUGAAAAACUCUUCCCUAACUCAUACUUGUUUAAGAAAUGGGGAGAAAAUCUCUCUGAAGAUGACCAAAGAGAGGCUCAGAGCCUGUAUGAGAAGUAUGGGUACAAUGUUUUUCUGAGCGAUCGCCUCCCUCUGGAUCGACCUCUCCCAGAUACCAGAGAUCCUCGGUGUUUGAAAAAGAGUUACCCCAAGGACCUGCCAAGUCUCAGUGUGGUGCUCAUCUACCUGGAUGAAGCCCUGUCUGUUCUCAAAAGAGCCCUGCGCAGCAUCAUCGACCGCACUCCUAAAAACCUGCUGAAGGAGAUAAUAAUGGUGGAUGACAAUAGUUCUAAUGAAAAUCUGAAGGGUGACCUUGACAUGUAUGUGAAGUCGCUUGAGCAGGAGAACCCUAAUCUCCGUAUUGUGAGAGUGAGGCACAGCGAGCAGAGAGGUCUCGCUUAUGCCAGAGCAUCUGGGUGGAGGGCUGCUACUGCUGACGUGGUGGCCAUCCUGGACGCACACAUCGAAGUCCAUGAGAUGUGGGCUGAACCUCUGCUGACACAGAUUAAAGCUGACAGAACUGUGGUGGUUUCCCCGGUGUUUGAUAAAAUCAGCUUUGAUGAUCUCAAGGUUACUAAAUAUUUUGCUUCUGCACACGCCUUCGACUGGGCUCUGUGGUGCAUGUAUGAGAGUUUUACACCCGAGUAUUACAAACUUAAUGAUGGUUCUCUGCCUGGCAAGAGUCCAUCUGUCAUGGGGAUCAUGGUUGCUGAUAGAAAGUUUCUGGGGGAAAUUGGAGGCCUUGAUGAAGGAAUGAAAGUGUAUGGUGGAGAAAAUGUUGAGCUGGGAAUUCGUGUAUGGACAUGUGGAGGCAGCAUUGAAGUUGUUCCAUGUUCCAAGAUCGCCCACAUCGAGAGGGCCCACAAGCCCUACAUGCCUGACCUGAGACCUGUCAUGAAGAGAAAUGCCCUCAGAGUUGCAGAGAUCUGGAUGGAUGAAUACAAGCACAACGUUAACUUGGCUUGGAACAUCCCAUUUGAGAAUCAUGGAAUUGACAUAGGCGACAUUUCAGAGAGGAAGAAACUCAGAGAAAGGCUGAACUGUAAACCUUUCAAAUGGUACCUGGAUAAUGUGUAUCCUAAGUUGGAUCCCUGGGACGACCUACUCGCAUAUGGAGGAAUGAAGAACCUUGAUGCUGAGAUGUGCCUAGACCAAGGUCCAGUACCAGGUCACACACCGAUUGCCUACAACUGCCACUAUUAUGUUUCUCAAUUCACAUAUUAUCGUGGAACGGGUGAGCUCUACAUUGGCGGCAUCAAGGCACAUAAGUACAAUGACAACCGAUGUUUAGCUGACACAGGCACAGAAGAAACUGAGCCUGGCCUGUACAACUGUAAGGAGGCUAUUCAGAAAGGCAUGGGGAUAUACUGGGACUUCACUCAGGGCAAAGAACUGAAGAACAGACAGACAAAGAGAUGCCUGGAAAUUAUAAACCAGAAGCUUAUAAUACAGGAAUGUACAGGUCAAAGAUGGCAAAGUCAACACAUAACCAAACGCUUUUAAAAUGUGUCUGAGCUCUGCUUGUACAGGAGUGGAUAAAUUACACCUGGAUGCCCUCUUGUGGAAAUUAUUUCAUUUUAUUUAAAAUAAUUUCAAUGUCAAAGUUAUUGAAAACAAAAACCUUAUAAAAGAAAUGUUUUUUUGUCUUUUUUACCAAAGAUUUUUAGUCUAUAAUAGAACAGCAAACUUUGAGACUUUUUUAAAAUUCGAAACAAAGUUACACAGUUGUAAAAUUCAAACAGGGGAGAUGUUUCCAGUUAUAUAUGCCCUUACUAGAAGUGGGAUCAAUUGCACCGCAUUUUUCUACAACACACUGUACAGCAAAUCCAUCUUCACAUGUUCUGUCCCAGUACACGUUAAAGUAAAACUCAUGCUUGGAAAUUGGGGUUUCAAAAUGUUGUUUUACUUAUUAAAUUUCAGCUACAACAGAGACCAUAAAACUCUUUUCCUUUCUUUUUUUAGCUUAAUCACACACACACAGCACAUUUUCUCUGUCUGGUAGAAGUUUGAAGGACUUGAGUUUCCAGUAAUUCAACAGGUAUUACCAUGGCAACAUUUAAAUAAAAGAAUCAGAAACUUUAUUGUAAUUGUGCGAAAACUGUAUGCAAACCCGUCCAGUGCAAGGAAGAAGGCACGGUAU